Sorghum bicolor (sorghum) is the source of this 2106-nucleotide messenger RNA. RefSeq names its product B3 domain-containing protein IDEF1. The record is from RefSeq and is a predicted model, not a curated record. Bases 546 to 1661 code for a protein of 371 amino acids. Lineage: Eukaryota; Viridiplantae; Streptophyta; Magnoliopsida; Poales; Poaceae. The transcript is spliced from 9 exons. Gene Ontology annotation, molecular function: DNA-binding transcription factor activity; DNA binding.
GAGAGAGAGAAGAGAACGGGGUAGCAGUAGCAGUAGCAAGAGGCAUUGCAGGACCAGCGGUCCGGUCCCUGUGCUGCGCUGCGCAGCGCUGCAGGUAGGUGCGGUGGUGGGGGUGAAGUGGAGAGAGAGAGAGCGGGCGUCUGGCACGCACUCUGGCCCUUUCCCCUUCUUGCGCCUAGCCCAGCCUCCCUCCCAGGCUCCCACCCUCUCCGUCGAGAGAGAGAGAGAGAGAGAGAGUGUUCUGCUGCUGCUGCUGCUGCUGCUACUGCCUGGUAGGAGUAGAGUGCUAGCCCCCCCGCCAGGUCGAGACGAGACGAGACGGGACGGGACGGGUAGAUGAGGAGGGAGGGAGGGAGGAGGAAGAGAGUAGCAGCAGCAGCUCGUGACUAGCAGCAGCUCAUCAGUGAGUGAGUGGGUUGCGGACGACCACAUCCAUCCGUUCCCGUUCCCAUCCCCAUCUCCACCUCCCCCUCCUCCUCCUCUGGGCUCUGGCUCUCCCUCCCUCCCUCCCCUUGCCCUUCCGGAGCAAGAAUCAGGGGGUCGUAAUGGGGCAGAUGGGAGGACCCGACGGCGACGGCGACGGCGGCGGCGGGGGCCCGCACCACCAGUACCACUACCAGGCCCUCCUCGCCGCCGUGCAGAAUCCCAGCCAGGGCCUGCACCCCUUUCCCCUCCCCUUCCACCUGCCUCUCCACGCAGGGGCGCCCGCCGCCGGACCUGUUGUGGCUGAUGCUGAUGCCGCCUCCACACACGGUGCCAAUGCCAAUGCCGCUCCCCACUCUCAGCCUCCAAGAGGUUUCACCGAUUGGAGCCCGUCCAACAGUGCCUUCGCCGCCGUUGCCGCACAGCCCGCCCCUGCUACCACCAAUACACCCUUCCAUUACAACGUCCCCCAGUCUUAUGCCCUGUGGACCCAUUACAUGCUUAACAAGAAUGUAUCCUGCUCUACUUACCCUACACAACAUGAGGAGAAUCCCCACCCAUUGCGCCAGACCCACAUCCCGGAGGAGAAUCCCCACCCAUUGCGCCAUUCCCACAUCCCGGAUAAGGAUUCAGGUUGUGCAUCCAGCCUUGGGUUUGACUCUUUCACUACAAUGUCCCUUGGACCAAAUAUUUGUGCCCACAUGACGCCCAUGGAAGGAUCUAUAUCUGCCAAAGAACCUGAGAAUUCACAGGAUUUGCCUGCAGUAGUUAGAAGCAGUGAUGAAAUGGACACUAGAAACAGUGGCGAAGUUCAUCGUGACACAGCUGGCACUCUUCCUGAGUCGAAGCAGAGCCAUGAAAGUUGCGCUUCCAUGAGUAAUAAGUUCAACUCUGGAGAGUACCAAGUCAUUUUGCGCAAGGAGUUGACAAAGAGUGAUGUCGCAAAUUCUGGGCGAAUUGUGCUUCCCAAGAAGGAUGCUGAGGCUGGUCUUCCACCAUUGGUGCAAGGGGAUCCUCUGAUACUGCAGAUGGAUGACAUGGUGCUUCCGAUUAUAUGGAAAUUUAAGUAUAGAUUUUGGCCAAACAACAAAAGCAGAAUGUAUAUUCUGGAAGCUGCAGGUGAAUUCGUGAAGACACAUGGCCUUCAGGCAGGGGAUGCACUCAUUAUCUACAAAAACUCCGUGCCUGGCAAAUUUAUUAUUCGUGGGGAGAAGUCCAUUCAGCAGACAAACCCCUAGACACAAUUUGAUGUGACUGGCACCAUCAGAUAUGGCGUUCAAGGAUACACCAUAAGUUCACAAUCAAAUGGUUAUUGACUUAUGUAAUGUUUCACCAUCACAUUGAGAUAAGUCAAAAAGGAGAAUCACGAGUCUGAGACACCGCGUGGAUGGAGAAAGGGAGGAAGAAAUUUUGGGAGACAUUGGAAGUGCUGCCAGUGAGCCUACAUCUAAGCUCAGAACAAGUGGUUUAUGUUUUUUUUCCCUCUAAUUCGGUCGUGUUUGGAUGCUUGAGUCCUGCAUUGCAUUCUGGAGAACAUUCGUAGUCUUUUUUUUUUGUAAAUAUUUUGGAUCUAUAAGAUAAAGGAAGCGGUCUGGAACUUACUCAGAUUCUGAUGCAGAUUUCUCUUUUCUCAUUCACUUUUACCAAUAUAUUUGUUAAAUUUGAAUUUGAAAUUGUACUAUA